AUGGUGACAAAGACAAGUCCUGAUGAAGACAAGUCCUGUUGUCGGGACCGUCGCUCUCUCGAGUCGACGGUGAGCAAGUCGGGCUCUCCCAUCCUCAGCGGCGCCCCAUCGCCGUCGCCAUGGCAAGCGGUCGACGGCUCGGCGGACGUCGUCACACCGUACGCUGCCUCGUCGACUCGGAAUUUCCUGCUUAACCAGGAUGCUCCGCAGUUCACGCGAGACCUAGCGAUCUACGAGAACCCCACAGAGAACGUGGCCCAUCGCGAAAGCUGGUCCAACACCAAAAAGGCGCUGAUUGUAGUCGCCGUGUUCUUGUGCGCCUCCCUGCUCUUCGUUUCUGUGCUCAUCGGGAGGCGCUUGUCCGCCUCCGGACCGGAAAUGCUGUGCUCGAGCUCGGCAUGUCGCGAUUACUCGGACAGCCUCAAGACGUCCAUCAACACGUCGGUCGACCCAUGCCGCAGCUUCACGCACUUCGUCUGCGACGGCUGGGAGCGCGACAACGUCAUCAGCGUGCGACAGCACCAGUUCGCCGAAGUCGUGGAGCGAGUGCGCGACUUCGCGUUCGCAAUGGAGAUCCCGGUAAAGGGACAGAACGAGACGCAGAUGGCGGCCGCCUUGUACCGCAGCUGCGACGACGUCGUCCACGGGAGGAGCGACCAGUUGGCCCUGGUCACGGAGUUGCUGCGCGGCGCGAAUAUCACGUGGCCCGAAGUGCCAGAAGGCCCCUGCGACCUCUUGCACACCCUCCUGUACACCUCGCUGAGACUCGGAUGGGACGCGGUCGUCACAUUUACCAUCUCGAGAACUCCCCUCGAAGACGCCCUGGUGGUCAAGCCUGGCAGCUCGUUUCCAUUCGUCUACGACAAGACGGUCGGCUUCGAAACGGAGGAAGGAAAACGGGUCUACUUCAACGAGCUGAUGCGGGCGUUUCGAGGCGACCGGCGCAACGUCACUGCCAGAAUAGUCAGCUACGAAGACACCAUCGCCGUCGAAAACAUGGCGCUCGGCAAGCUAGCGCAAGUUUAUUCGGUAAGCGAACGGAACGGCACUUUGUCGCGGGCGCAGGAAUUUGUCGACGCACCCGACGCCGGCCUGUCGGAAGCCCGAUGGACGGCAGCGCUCUCCCGAUUCCGGAUCAAUCUUACGGGAGGUCUGAACGUAGCAACCAGGUCUCCCAGUUACGUUAAGACGUUCGUCUCCCUGUGGGCGGCACUUGGCGAGGCUGGGAUGUACUCGUUUGUGUCCUGGUGCACGGUCCAGGUGGCCGCCCUGUACACCAACCGAGAACUUAUACUCAACUACUACGACAAGGACAGCCGCAAGGCGCAGGUCUACAGCGACGCCUUCUGCGUCAGUCGCGCCAUGAUUAUGUCGAACGCAGCGCUAUUCGCGCCCUACACUACUCAAGUCCUACGCAGUGACGCCAUGGUUGACGCGCGGGAGGUGACGCUAUCCGUCCGCAGCGCAUUCCGAGACAGGCUCGAAGCGUGGCCUCACUACGAGGAGAACGUCACCGUGGUCUCCAACUGGGCUUCGCUGGACGCGCCGUUCCGCACCUUCGCCCCCGCUGAAAUCGACAGGUUCGCGCGGGGUCCCCUAGUGGACAUGGACGUCGGCUCCCUCGCUCACAACUGGGUUGUCCUCGCCGCGUCACUGACAGACACGCCCAUGGAGGACGUCGCAUCUGAGCUCUACGCCGUCUACAAGUUCCGCUACCACGUGUUACCUAGGGGAGAAGGCGACUUCCAACUCAUGCCGUACGCCCUCCGUUUCCCCAUGUACGAAGGAAGCCUGCCUGCGGCUGUCAAUUACGGAGGCCUCGGAGCCGUCGUCGGUCGCGCGCUGGGAGGACUCUUUCUCGACGCCUACCGCCGGUACGGAGACCCGGCAUCGGCCACCGCGCUCGCCGAUGCGCGGUCCUGCUUGAUCCGCGGACAGUUUGGAGCGGUGGACAGUAUCGAGGAUCUCCUGGCCGAGGCGUUCGGCGUCAGCGCACUCGUGGCCGCCUACAAGCUCACCGCAACUGCCGAUAACGCCGUCGAAGGCAUGGAGGCGUACAGCAGCAUGCAGAUGCUGUUCAUCGCCAUGUGCCACAACAAGUGCCAGGGCAGCAUGAGAGGCAACAAGGACCCCGUGUGCAACGCGCUACUGCAGUACGUGCCCGAGUUUGCGGACGCGUUUCGAUGCCAGGCCGGAGCGCCGAUGAAUCCAUCGCACCGUUGCAGGUUUCUUUGA
This is a messenger RNA of Rhipicephalus sanguineus (brown dog tick), 2235 nucleotides long. Its product is annotated as endothelin-converting enzyme 1. Gene Ontology annotation, molecular function: metalloendopeptidase activity. The record is from RefSeq and is a predicted model, not a curated record. The coding region runs from base 1 to 2235 and encodes 744 amino acids. Gene Ontology annotation, biological process: protein processing. Gene Ontology annotation, cellular component: plasma membrane. Lineage: Eukaryota; Metazoa; Arthropoda; Arachnida; Ixodida; Ixodidae. The transcript is spliced from 3 exons.